Molecule: messenger RNA, 2187 nt
Organism: Gymnogyps californianus (California condor)
Lineage: Eukaryota; Metazoa; Chordata; Aves; Accipitriformes; Cathartidae
Gene: RGS18
Product: regulator of G protein signaling 18
Exons: 5
Coding region: 135-842 (235 amino acids)
Source: RefSeq, a predicted model, not a curated record
GCAGCCAACUGGGGGCAACCCAGCCCGAUACAGCAUGUGAGAGCCCUCCUGAGCCCAUCAGUUACACCAGAUGCAACUGCUGUAAGGAAGUAGAAGAAACAUUUUCUGAAACUGGGAAGCUUUUUUAGCGGACGAUGGAGAACCCACUUCUUUUAUUCCCCCAACUAAACAUUUCUGCUUCAAAGGAUAAAUCCUAUUACAAAGUCAUGAAAUCAACAAUUAAAGAAGAGCCACAUAAAGCAAGCAAGGCUGGAGCUAAGCAGAAGAGAAAUAGGCUGAGCCUUCUGCUGCAGAAAUCUGAAUUCCACGAAGGUGAUCAUCUUGGUAAACCUGGAAACUUGACAAAAGCAGCAAGCAGUGUGUCUCCUGAAGAAGCAGAGAAAUGGGGAGAAUCUUUUGACAAACUGCUUUCUGAGAAAGCUGGAUUGGAUGCCUUUACGAAGUUUCUGAAAACUGAGUUCAGUGAGGAGAACAUCGAGUUCUGGAUAGCUUGCGAGGAUUACAAGAAAAGCAAAACUGCACAUGAACUUUUGCCAAAAGCUAAGACCAUUUAUGAAACUUUCAUACAGAAAGAUGCUCCAAAAGAGGUGAAUUUGGACUUUCAAACCAAAGAAGUCACAAGUCAGAAUAUUGAACAGCCCAUCAUCACCACCUUUGAUGCAGCACAAAACACAGUCUACAGGCUGAUGGAGCAAGACAGCUACCCACGCUUCCUAAGAUCUGAUCCUUAUUUAAAUUUGGUUAAGGGGAGAAAUCCCAGUCGUCCUACCCUUAGGAGACGAUCACGGUCUUUCACUGUCAAUGAUUUCCAGGGUGUACGACCGGACUUUACAGUUUGGUAACAGGGACACUUAACCCUCAUAAAUUCUAGCUACUGCAGCAACUCAUAUGUGUUUUAAAAUCCAAAUCCUUAGCAGGUGUAAAUGAGUGGAAAGCAAAGUUACAUGCACUCAUACCAGAUCAGAGUUCUGUAGCCGGUGAUUAAUCUUAUUUAUUAUAGAGAAGUAGGCAACAUAUUGGCAAGACGUAUCACGUAAAGUUUUCAUACAGUAUUUUUUUUAAACUCAAGCAAGACCUGUAAUCGUAUCUGGAGGAAAAAUUUGAGUUUCCUGCAUAAAAAUGUUGUAUAAAAUGCCAUUUGAUAAUAUCCACCAAGUAUCCUGGGCCUGUAUUAUUUAGGACAGAUUUUCAUCACAGUUAGAAUCUCUAUAGCUAGCCUUUGCACAUAUUUAUGUUUCUGCAAUAUUUCCUACACUAAGCACAGAGUAUUUGUGGUAUUUUCUCAUACUGCAAAACACAUAGGAACAUUGUUAGGUAUAAUGUAAAGUUACAUGGAUUUGAACUACAGCCACUGCAUAAUUAAAAUUUAGCUAUUGCGUAUUUUAAGAGGAAGAUAAGAAUACCUAUUUAAUUUUGGGGGGUACAUUUUGUGCUGUUUUCUUAUUACAUGUGUCUGUUCUCUGUAUUUAAGCUAUGCUGUAUAGAUUAGCUUUGCCAUCAAAUACUUGUAUUCUAAUUUUUUUGCAACCAAAUGAGCAGCAACAAAGGGCCAAGAAUACUGUUUUAACACAAUGUGUGUCAUUAAAUAUCAGGUCAUGUGUAUGUAUAUAUAUAUAUAUAAAAAAUAUUUCUACUUUUAUUUGUAAAUAUUCAUGGUAUACCAACUUUAUUACUAAACUUUGUUCUAAAUUUUUUCUGCCUCUUAUUUUGAAAAAGAAUCUGAAAAUUAACAGCUCUUGGACUCAGGUAGAAUAACCUUCAGUUCUACUGGUCAUUAAUAUACUCUCUAUGGUUAUAGAGGAGGAAGGGGAAAUCUCCCCUUUUAUUUCUUUACUAUUGAAGUCAUGCAUAUCCUUUUCAUAGUCAGUAUACACAGCUAUCCUGUCCUUUUCUUUCAGAAUUGAUGCAGAUGUACCUUGAAGCAUGGGGCAAUUCUUAAAAUCUUAAACAUUGGUUCAGUUUAGCAAGUGGCUGCAGGAUUUAGUUGUAACUAUGACUUGUAUAUUCAGUCGCUUUGGAUGGAAUUUAAACUUUCUCCCCUUUCUUCCCCUUUCUGUAAGUGGUCAAAGUGAAGAGGUGCAGUUCUUGAGGAUGGGACUUUGUGUUCAUUACUAGUCCAGAGUGUAUAUGAACUGCUUGAUCGAGGGUUUCCGUGUCUGCUUUACUAACUUUCAAUAAAUCUGAACU